Diversispora eburnea is the source of this 1797-nucleotide messenger RNA. The record is from the annotation of a GenBank genome assembly. Lineage: Eukaryota; Fungi; Glomeromycota; Glomeromycetes; Diversisporales; Diversisporaceae.
AUAGACUUACGAUGUGAUGAUACUCCUGCAUCUGAUAUAUCUAAUAACGCUUCAAAUUCUGAUGAACUCAAUAAUGCUCCAAAUUCUGAUGUAUCUGAUAACGCUUUUUCGGAAUUAUCUGAAAAUGUAUGCCAGGAGACAAAGACUCAAUGCUCCACAUCGCCAAUUUGCAUAGAAACUAAAUCUUUUGAUGAUAAAGAGAUCGAAUUUCUGGAUCGGGUACACAAAGAACAGAUUGGUAAUGAAAUAAGAGAAAGAAAUCGGAAAAAGAAACUUCAGAAUCAAGGAUCAACACAAAAUACAUCUCCCUCUUCUGAUAUACAAAAUGAGGUAAAUCCUGUUAUCGAUCAAGCACAAAAUACUGGAAUAAAAAUUCCAUAUAAUAAAAGAGUAGAGCAAGAUUUAAGGCACGAUUUAUCUGUAUUCAUUAAAGAAAAUAAUAAUAAAGUUAGUGAAGUAUUUGAUAUACAAAUUCCUGAAUUCUCGCUAGAAGUAAUUGUAACAGGAUCUAGCAAAAUUACAGCACAAAAUAUAGCCGAUUUGUUUAUUAUAGCAAUGAAAGUUAGACAAAAAGAGAUUUUAUGCUGGUAUUGCUACUAUAAAGCAUAUGAGGAUCGAGUCGAGGACAUUAAACGUAUAAAUAAAAUUGAUGAUCAAUCAGCAAGGACAUUGAUAUAUAAUGAGAUAAAAGCACUUCUCCCAGAUAUCACCGAUGUAAACUUGCGUCAAAGAACAUUUAGAGCAAAAAAGAUCUAUACGUUACUUAUGGGAAUAGGAGUAGAAAAAGUCCAAGUAAUAACAUGUAGUGCAAGUGCAAUUUCAAGUUUAACUGACAACCAAAUUCAAGAUAUUAUAGACUGUUUUCCGAAAAAUUUUAUUAGCAUAGAUGACUCUUCGGUUAAAUGCAAAAAAAUGAUCGGCGUUACAAAUUGUAACGCACAUGUGACUGAACAAACUUUACCAGAAACCGAGACAAUGGCCAAUAAAACAUUAACUCCCAAAUAUUUGGAGUGGGAAGCUAAAUUAACAGAAUUGCCAAGCAUUUUGACAGAUAAAAUUCGUUCUAGGUUUUGUAAAAGAUAUAAGAAAAGAACUGGACUUGAUCCCUGGAUAAACUCUGAAACUCCCGAAUCCCCACAAAUCGAAAAAACUGAUAAUCACCUUUCACGAGACUGUAUCAUCAAGAUUUCUAAGUUUCCGGAAGAAAAAGGUGUGAUCAUUGAAGCUGUACAUAAACGUUUUCCUUUUCUAUCAUAUACUAAGUCGAAUGCAUGGUAUCGAGAUGUUUUUAAAUAUACAGAUCCAGAAGCUAAAUGUCCGAUAUGCAAUGAAGUUCAUACACAUUUAGGUAUAUGGGGUGAUUGGAGCUGUCUCGGUAAAGAUGACCACUAUUUUCUUAAUUGCCCUUUUCGUAUCGAUCAAAAGAAAGUUAUAAUUGCUGUACAAAGUUUGCCGGAAAGUGUGUCAAACAAACCUCGAGAAACAGAACCUCGUUCACCAACUCAUCCAAACAAAAAUCACCUUUAUCAGUAUGCCAUCGAACAUGGAAUAGAUCCCAAGAAAUUUUCAGUUAUUACAGAGGCUGAGAAAAAAAGGUGGAGCAUGGGAUACUUCCGUGGUGAUUUGGAGAGAGAUAUACGAUUCUAUCGUGGAGGAAUAAAAAGGAAUGAAGAUACCAGAAAAUAUCAUAAAUUUUUAACAGAUCGGGAUAGGCUGGUCGGUGAAGAGUUAUUACGUUGUGAUAUACAAAAAAGCGGUUUAAGUACUGCAUGGCUCGAUGAUCUGAUGAAAGAAUAG